GUUCUGCUUACAUAUAUAAUUUACGCAUACUUAAUAUACACCAUCUUUUUGCGAGCAAAUUGCAAAUACCAUGACCAUUCUGGGACUAAAAAAUAACAACCAACAGAUUGCCGCGAAGGUUGGCAAACCUAUUUUCAUCAAUCUUGAAUCCAACCCCACUACUGGCUACAAUUGGUAUCGUGCUGGGUAUGAGAAGUUGGAAAGUCAAAGCGAUGAAAUUUUGAGUAUUAAGAAGGUCUACCGCAACAGCGAAACUAAUCUGGUGGGAGCGCCAGGAGUUGCUGAGUUCACAGUUACGCCCAAUAAACCUGGAUCCCACGCACUGCAUUUGGUUUAUCGCCGCGUGUUUGAACCUCCAAGCGAAAAUAACAAAAGGUUUACUAUAAACCUGAAUGUUGAAUGAGAUGGUAUAUACAUGUGAACUGCGUGGGGGUAUCGCUAUAUGAUAACUAAUAUAUAUAUAUAUUUAUGCAUAUCUUGAUACAUAUGAUUAUCUGUGUAUAGCGAUUUUCAAAUACACUCUACACUUAAAGAGUAGAAUAUUAAAUCAAGAAAAUCUAUAUUCUUUCUUAUUUCAAGGGGAAAAUCUUACUCUAUGCUUGAAUUUAUAUGCAACAGCUAAAAAAGAAAAAAUAUGUGAGGGUCACUCUGAGAAGUUUAUCAUAUUUAUGUAUCUAUCAAUUGAAAAGUGUUGCGGCAUAAAAGUGAUUUGUGACAAUUUGAUAUUUUAAAAAAUUACUUCAAAUAUAAGGGUAAGGUUUUUAUUUUAUGGUCGAAGCACAAAGUUAUUUUUAGACUAUUUUGGUUGUAGUUCUUUCAAGGAUGGAAUGAGCAAUUUUUUAUUUUAUAAAAUAUCAUUGUCAAAGGAAUAUGUUAAGUGGAUUCUCUUUA
Molecule: messenger RNA, 891 nt
Organism: Phytomonas sp. EM1
Lineage: Eukaryota; Euglenozoa; Kinetoplastea; Trypanosomatida; Trypanosomatidae
Source: the annotation of a GenBank genome assembly